AUGCCACCGGCGCCGAAGCUGCCAGGAAUCGAGCGAGGGCACCUGUGUUGCUUUUUUGCGGUUGUGGACGACCUGCUGAUAAGCAUAUGUCGCACACACAAAGUAAUACAGAGCGAGAGUUCUACAACUGCAGUAACCGUGGAAAGCAAUGGUGUUGGCCGCGUAGGCCAACGCCAGCAAUUACCCCGCCACCCCCCGCAGGAGAUAUUGAUUAAAUUAAGCCCCCCAACCCACAACCCGCGAUCCCCAUUAAAUCGCCGCCCCUCCCCGGUCGCCCUCGCCUCCGCUGCUUCCACCGCCUUCGCCUCCACCGCGGAAGUCCCCGUCGCCUCCGCCUCCAUCGCCGAAGCCCCCGUCGCCGUCGCCCCCGCCUCCACCGCCGAAGUCCCCGCCCCCGUCGUCGUCGCCUCCGCAUCCACCCCGGCCACCGCCUCCGUCCCUGCCGCCGUCGCCUCCGCAUCCACCCCUGCCACAGCCCCCGGCCCCGUCGCCCGCAAUGCCUCCUCGCUGUCUACCGCCGCCACGGGUGAGUUCUACUUAGUGUAG
Aegilops tauschii subsp. strangulata is the source of this 546-nucleotide messenger RNA. The record is from RefSeq and is a predicted model, not a curated record. NCBI's taxonomy places the organism in Eukaryota, Viridiplantae, Streptophyta, Magnoliopsida, Poales, Poaceae.